Molecule: messenger RNA, 1569 nt
Organism: Saccostrea cuccullata (small rock oyster)
Lineage: Eukaryota; Metazoa; Mollusca; Bivalvia; Ostreida; Ostreidae
Product: golgin subfamily A member 6-like protein 6
Exons: 7
Source: RefSeq, a predicted model, not a curated record
AUGGCGGAGGCGGACAAAAUUCAAGUGUACGUUCCGAAUGAACACCAUCAAAGUGACUAUUGGCAGAAAACGGGGAGUCUUCCUAGAAAACCAAGGUCGAAAAAUAUAGACAUUAAAACGCUUAAAAGGGAUCUUAAAAAACUUCGGGAAUUCACCGACAUCGAACAAAAAAGUAUUGAAGAUCAAGAUAAAGAAAUUUUAGAGAGAUUAAAAAGCAUUGGCAAACAAGAGGCAAUCAUUGCAAAGAAAGAGAAAACCAUUGUGGAUAAAGAAAACUUUAUUGGAGAUGAAGUAAAAAUCAUCGAAGCGCAUGAAAGAAAACCUGAAAACCAAGAAGAGAAUAUUGAGGAGCAAGAGCGAAACAUUGUCGACCAGGAGAAACGCGUUGACGAUCAAGAAAAAAAAGUUGAUCAUCAAGAAAUAAUCCUUAAUGAGCAUGAGAAAACAAUUGAAAAGAAAAAGGACAAUAUUGAUAAACAAUUAUUUUAUAUAAAAGAAAAAAGGAACACUGUUGUUGAAGUGUUGAAAUGCCUGAAGGAAGACAACGAUGAAAAUGAAUUAGCAAAAAGCCCAGAAGAACAAAAUGUCAUUAGAAUGAAAGAGAACAAAAAUCUUGAUGAAGAGAGAAGCCUAAGAUUUGAAAUUAAAGACAUCGAUAAGCAGGAAAAGAAACUCAAAGAGCAACAAUCUGUCAUUGAACAGCAAAAAAGAGAAAUUGAUAAACAAAAAAAAUAUAUUGCAAACAUAAGAUAUUUCAUCAUAUGUCAUAGGGAAAAUAUAGAAAAUCAACGAAAUGUUAUUGAAAGGGUGAAAAAACAUCGUUUGGGAUGGAAAUCCUAUACUAAAGUCAUCAAUAAGGUUGACAGGAUUGGAAUUCCAAAUCUUAUGAAUUUUGCAGUAGCAAUGAUGAUUCUUGCGGCUGUUUUGAUGACGUGGAGUAACUUACUAGAAAAAAACAGAACUUGUGAAAGAGAAGAAGCACUUACAUCACUCAAUAUAAAUGUUUCGUUUCCAUGUAAAUACCAGGAUGUCAGAGAAAAAUUGGAAAGCAUUACACAAAUAGGACUUGCGUCAUUGUGCUUUAGUAUCGUCUUUCUUUGUGUUGGUUUUGGUUUCAGGUUUAUGUCCCCCGGGGGUCCUUUAGUAUUCCGAUUAGUAUUUGUAGUCUUUAUUGCUCUUGAUGCAAUUACAUUUUCUUGUUUACUUCUGCCAAGAUAUGAAGCACUUGUUGGCUUUCAAGAAAAUCAAACAGAAACGGAUUAUGGAAAAUUAAAGCGAGUUAUGUUCGACUCACUGCAACAGACAUACAUCUCUGAUGAUAUCUCCAAUUUAAAUACUAUGUCAGAUAGAUGGAACCAUUUCUUUAUUAAGUAUGACUGUUGCGCUGUAAACGAGGUUACUGGAACAACCAACGACUUUGACACUACACCUUGGUGUACAACAUCUGGAUCUUGUCAACUUACUAAUUCACAGAUUCCGAAAUCCUGCUGCAAGGACACUAGCGAGGAUGAUUACCAAUAUGCCGAAACCAGUUGUCAUGCAAUUGUCCGCGUUGGAACUUAUAAAGAA